AUGUUGGUUCAGGGCGAAUACUUGAUUAAACGCGGCAAGAACUACAAAAAGAACCUCCGCCACAAUCGCGCCUGCAAGCGCAAAGCUCUCAAGCAGCGCACACCGCACGUGGAAAUCGCCUACAAACCGUACAUAUGUCGCACCCUGCGUAAGACGCCGCGUAAAGCCCUCCGCAAAGCCACUGAUGCGAAGUACAUCCACCCGUGGAUACGCCACAACACUGCUUACCGGCUUCAAGAGUGCGUUCCCCCUACCGCAUCUCUGCUCGGCUUGCCCAGGGAGAUUAGGCAGAGUAUUUUGCACUUGUGCUCCUCAUUUGAUGAGGACGUUGAGAAAACUCUUUCGAGGAAGUCAAAGCACGAAGCCACGUGGAGGACGCUGUGUACAAGGAUUGGGGAGCUGUGCUGUGUGACUCCGGUACUGAGGAUGGAUAUGGAAUAUGUGGGGGCUCAGUGGAAGAAACAGCUGAUGGAAGAGGAUAAGGUGAGGGAGGACCAACUUGCGGUCCAGCGGUCUCGUCUGCAUCCUGCCGUGCGUGCAUUUUUGAACAGGUCCACGGCGCCGACGGGUGUGGUCGAGGUGAAGCGCGGGAGGAAGGAAUCGAAGAGCAGACCGCCAAAAUGCUGGUGUUGCGAAGGGAGGCACCCGACAGGAGGCAAAGAAAGAAGCAGGGUGUUCUGGGAGGAAGGUGGUAACGAGAAGCGGAAGAUCUUGUUCGACGACUAA
This is a messenger RNA of Didymosphaeria variabile, 726 nucleotides long. RefSeq lists its product as uncharacterized. The transcript has 2 exons. The record is from RefSeq and is a predicted model, not a curated record. Lineage: Eukaryota; Fungi; Ascomycota; Dothideomycetes; Pleosporales; Didymosphaeriaceae. Bases 1 to 726 code for a protein of 241 amino acids.